UUUUUCUCCAGGUUUGACAUGAUAUUUCUCCACUUCACUCAGUUCUUCUCUCCUCACUCUCUUCCAUCAGCUCUGAAAUAAAAUUAAAAAAUCACUUUAAAUAAACCAAUAUUCAAAGAGAGAAAUAUGAAAGUGUGUCCUGAUGUAAUAGCAGAAACAAGAAAGCUGCUGUAAGACAUAAUCAUUCUGGUGUGUUUUUAUGAAUUAAUUGCAUGAAUGAGGUACAUUGACAUAUCAGUUAUUGUUUUCAAAACAUUUUAGGCACAAAUUAAAUUUUGUUGUAAUGAGAGCUAUCAAUCAUCUAAUGAUAAGUUAAAGGGACCAAACAGAUCUCGCCCACAUUUACUUCCAAGGAACUAUCCCUUUAAGUUUUUCUUACAACCCUUGUCAGAUAGUCUGGAAAGCCCAUUUACUUCAUACCAUUUGCUGUUUAUUGCUUACUGCUUAAAAAAUAUAUAACAAAAAACACAAUGUUGUAUCCAACAUACUGAAUAUCUGUUGAAAACUCUACUCAUUUCAUAAUUUAACUCUUUAUCUAAUGUUCUUCAGCAUGUAGACAACACAUUAUUCUCUGUAUUUGCUAAUAUUGUUUAAGUUAAGCAGUGCUGACUUUGCCAAAUUUAAAUCUGUACACUCGCUAAGUAUUUAUCUAAUAUUAUUUCCCUCCUCUUCACUCCAGUCCAGCGGGUGGAGCUAAAACACAUGCGUUUGUUUGUCAAACACCUUUAAACCUCAGAAGAAGAAGAGUCGUGACUAAGUGUUGAAGCAAGCAGGAAUAUCUGGAGGAGUAUCAUCUGAACUGAGAUCUGCUGCUGUGAAGAUGGUGUUUGUUAAAGAGGAGAGUGAGGAGAACAUGAUUAAACCAGAACCCUGCAGAAUAAAACACGAGGAACCAGAACCUUUGAGAAUAAAACACGAGGAACCAGAACCUUUGAGAAUAAAACAAGAGGAACCAGAACCUUUGAGAAUAAAACAGGAGGAACCAGAACCUGAACCAGAACCCUGCAGAAUAAAACAGGAGGAACAAGGAGAGUUCAACAAGGAGAAUGAAGAUUCAAGUGAAGCUGAGGAGAAAAAUCAUGUCAAAACUGGAGAAAAAACUUUGAGUUGCUCUCAAACCAAACAGAAAGAUUUAAAGAAAGGAGCAGAGAAAUCUUUUAUCUGCACUCAGUGUGGAAAGAGUUUCACACGCAAAUGUGGUCUUGAUAUUCACAUGAGAUUUCAUACGGGAGAGAAACCAUACACUUGUGAUCAGUGCGGGAAGAGUUUCACAAACUCAGCAAACCUUAAGACACACAUGAACAUCCACACUAGAGAAAAACUGCACGCAUGUGAUCAAUGCGGAAAAACAUUUUUGUGGGCUUCAAACCUGAAGAUACACUUAAGAGUUCAUACAAAGGAGAAGCCACAUCGGUGUUAUUUGUGUGGAAAGAGUUUUUCACGUCUAGAAUAUUUGAAAGAACAUCAGAAAAUACAUACUGGUGUGCGAGAGUUCAUGUGCAUUGAAUGUGAAAAAGCUUUUACUUCAGCAAAGUGUUUAAAACGGCACCAAAGGGUCCACACUGGAGAGAAACCUUAUAAGUGUUCACACUGUAACAAGAGAUUCAGUCAGUCAGGAAGCCUGAAAAGACACGAGAGGAUCCACACCGGAGAGAAACCGUAUCACUGCACUGCAUGUGGGAAGAGUUUCAAUCAUUCAUCUGCUCUACACAUUCAUACAAAACACUAUCACAGUAAGUAGAUCAUCUUCAGAUCCAGCACUUUCAGAUCUGAUGCUGACUCCUCAGCAGAUGUGACACAAUAAUGCAUCAAACAAUAAAAUAUCAUCUGGAUAAAUCUGUCCGAACCAGACAUUACAAGUGACAUGACAAAGAAACAUUAUCUAAAGUUUUCACAGUGAAUAAAGUCCAUCUUCAUCUUCAAAACCAGCAGAUUCAACUGAGAUUCAGUUCCUCCCCAAAGAACAAUGUCAGAAAGUUAUAUUCUUGUAUAACAUUUUGUUUCAUGAUCUAAAUGAUAUCACUGUGUUUUCUUAUGAGUUUCAUAUUGUGUUCAAUUGUCUUAUGAUGCAUGUAUCACUUGUACUGUGAGAUUCAGAUCAACUCAAAAGCCGUAUUCGGACAGUAAAUGUUGCUCCUGACACCUUGAGAUUAACAUGAUAGUAGAUGAUGGACUCAUGAAACAGCGGUUGUUCUUUCAUCAUUUGAUGUUGAAUUUAAGUAUGAUGUGAUGAUGAUGAUGUUUGGUUUAUACUAUGUUUAUUAUGUUUGAACUGAACUAACAGACAUGAUCACAGCAGUCCUACUGACUUCAGUUACUGCUGGAUCAUUAUUCGGAGGUACCACUCACGUCUUUACAUUGGUCGUCGUUUUAUACCUUUCAUUUCAUUCCCAGUUUCACAGACUGAGUCUGUUUUUCUUCUUCUCUUGAUUGUUUAUAAUCUGUCCACUCGCAGUGAUUGUGAUUAUUGUUGAGUUUGCGGUGUUUGCUGCUCCUGCUGUGAUUCUUCUUCAGAUCAUCUGUGCAAGAAGAGCUGGCGAGUUUUUCAGCCUCCGAGAAGAACUCCCAAGGUUUUUUUUCUCUCUCUCUCUCUCCAUUUCUGUCACCGAUGGAGUUUAGGUUCCUUGCCACUUCCACCUUUGGCUUGCUUAAUUGGGGACACUUAAUAUCUGUCAGUAUCGUCGACUUGAUUGCACAGAUUCUAUUUGAACUGAACUGAUCUGGACAAUGACAUAACUGAAUCAACAAUGAACUGACUUUAACUGGAAAACUGAAUUUGUUGUCCUCUUGCAUUAUCAGCACACGUUUUUCUAUUCAACACUGUAAAGCUACUUUGACGCAAUCUGUAUUGUAUAAAGUGCUUAUAUAAAUAAAGGUGACUUCACUUGACAAUCUGAUGAUUCACAUUGAUCUGGAACAAUCUGCACCUUUUAUUUAUUUUAUUUUUUUAUUGAAUCUCUCAACAUUUUACAACAGUAGCCAGGUGGUGAAGACAAGAAAAAAGAAAUAAUAACAAUGUCAGUUGCAGUCCACACAAAUUGUGUGUUUUGAUGACAAGACACUGUGGUGGUUCCCUUUCAUAGGUUCACUUACACUGCGAUAGCGGUCACUA
This is a messenger RNA of Onychostoma macrolepis, 3112 nucleotides long. RefSeq names its product zinc finger protein 239-like. Bases 821 to 1741 code for a protein of 306 amino acids. The transcript has 3 exons. The record is from RefSeq and is a predicted model, not a curated record. Lineage: Eukaryota; Metazoa; Chordata; Actinopteri; Cypriniformes; Cyprinidae.